CUAGUAUAAGGAUAGUUUGGGAGAUUAGAAAAAGCAAUCACAGUUACCUGCCAUUUUGGUAUGUAGGGAGGGAGAAGAAACCAUCACAGCAGCACAAACAAACAUAACUCUACUUAUCUUUCUUCCAAUUUCAUUCAACAUUUUUCCCUUCCCUCCGACAACCUCAAAACAAUGUUCCUAUUUUUUCUCUUCCUUCUAUUACCUCACUUCACUCUUUCCAACACAAUCAUUUUAUCACAAAACAAAACACUCUUAAGCCAAAACCAAACCUUCCAACUUGGUCUCUUCAACUUAGAACAACAAAACCAACUACAACCUCGUUACUAUCUUUCCAUCCGUUUCACUUCCCUCCCUUCUCCAAACAUCAUUUGGGUCGCAAACCGUAAUAAACCCAUCUCAUCUCUCACCGGUUCAGCUCUUCAAUUAACCCCAACCGGUCAAUUACUCUUAACCCAAAACGACACCGUUUUAUGGCAAACUAAAAACACUCUUGAUGAAUCUCCUCUUCCUCAACUGAAUCUUCUAGAAAAUGGAAAUUUAGUUCUCGAGACUAAAAACGGUGUCGUUUUAUGGCAAAGCUUUGAUGAACCAACUGACACGUGGCUACCAGGUAUGAACUUAACUAGGGUUCAUAACUUACUCUCGUGGCGCACGUUAACCAAUCCUGAUAAUGGUUUUUAUUCACUGCGGUUAAAACCACCGAAUUACGGUGAAUUUGAGCUUGUUUUUAAUGGCACCGUUUCGUAUUGGGACACCGGUAAAUGGACUGGUGGAGCAUUUACAGGUGUUCCUGAGAUGACGGUGCCUAUUUAUAGAUUUGAUUUUGAAGAUGCUUAUUCGCCAAUGGCGUCGUUCGGAUUCUCCGAACGGGCUUUGGAGAAUGGUGUUAGACCGCCUACGAUGUUUAGGGUUGAGCCGUUUGGGCAGAUGAGGCAGUAUACAUGGUCGAGUCAGGCAGGUUCCUGGAAUAUGUUUUGGUCUAGACCGGAGUCGAUUUGUUCGGUUAAGGGUGUUUGUGGGAGGUUUGGUGUUUGUGUUGGUGAUGUUUUGAGGGUUUGUGAGUGUGUUAAGGGUUUUGUGGCGGUGGACGGUGGUGGAUGGAGUUCCGGUGAUUAUUCGGGGGGAUGUUGGAGAGGGGAGAAGGUUUGUGAUAAUGGUGAUGGUUUUGAGGAUUUUGGUGUUGUAAGGUUUGGUUUUGAGAAUGUGAGUAGUUUCAGGGCUAAAUCUAGGAGUUUGUGUGAGCGAGGUUGUUUGAAUUCUUGUGAUUGUGUUGGUUUGAGUUUUGAUGAAAAGAGUGGGUUUUGUAGGAAUUUUUUGGGGUCUCUUUUUGAUUUUCAGAAUUUGACUGCUUUGGAGAGUGGAGGUGGGAAUGGGAAUGUGUUGUAUGUUAGGGUUCCUGGUAAUGUAUCCGAGGGGAAGAUUAAGGGGUGGAAUGGUAAGGUUUUGAGUGGUGUUGUUAUUGGAUGUGUUUUGUUUUUGGUUUUGGUUUUGGGUGUGGUUGCGGUGACUUUGGUGGUGUUGGCGAAGAGGAAGCGAUUGAAGAAGGAGAAUGGGUUGGAGGAAGAUGGGUUUGUUCCUGUGUUGAAUUUGAAGGUGUUUUCUUACAAGGAGCUUCAAUUGGCGACUCGAGGGUUUUCUGAGAAACUUGGGCAUGGUGGGUUUGGGACGGUGUUUCAAGGGGAGUUGAGUGAUUCUACUGUUGUUGCUGUGAAACGUUUAGAGAGGCCGGGAGGUGGAGAGAAAGAGUUUAGGGCUGAGGUUUCAACAAUUGGGAACAUUCAGCAUGUUAAUCUUGUGAGGUUAAGAGGUUUUUGUUCUGAGAAUGCACAUCGACUUUUGGUUUAUGAGUACAUGCCGAAUGGUGCCCUUAGCGCUUAUCUGCGAAAGGAGGGGCCUUGUUUGAGCUGGGAUGUUAGGCUCAGGGUAGCAAUAGGAACUGCUAAAGGCAUAGCAUAUUUACAUGAAGAAUGUAGAAGUUGCAUUAUACAUUGUGAUAUCAAACCUGAAAACAUUCUUUUGGAUAGUGAUUUCACCGCCAAGGUUUCUGAUUUUGGAUUGGCAAAGCUAAUUGGUAGGGACUUCAGCAGGGUGUUGGCAACUAGGAGAGGUACUUUGGGAUAUGUAGCACCGGAGUGGAUUUCUGGCGUUGAAAUUACUACUAAAGCUGAUGUUUACAGCUAUGGAAUGACAUUACUAGAACUUGUAGGCGGUCGCCGGAAUGUUGAGGCACCACCUUCGUCUGGUGAUAGAAAGAGUGAUUGUGAGACAGGAGACAAGUGGUUCUUUCCUCCAUGGGCAGCGCAGCUGAUAAUCGAUGAUAAUGUGGCUGCUGUGGUUGAUAAGAAGCUUGGAAAUGUAUAUAACAUUGAAGAGGCUAAGAGGGUUGCUCUGGUAGCAGUUUGGUGCAUUCAGGAUGAUGAGGCAAUGAGACCUACUAUGAGUAUGGUGGUGAAAAUGUUAGAAGGGUUAGUGGAGGUGGCACUUCCACCGCCGCCUAAGUUGCUACAAGCAUUGGUUACUGGAGAGUCCUUUCGUGGUGUCAAGGUUGAUUCGAGUAAUGCGGUUUCUACUGCUGGCAGUUCAUCUUUCUGCGACAACAUGGAAGUAUCAGUUGCUGAUUCAGAAUCAUGUAUAGGAGAAGUUUUUUCCCCACCGGAUGGCAUUGUCAAUGUUCGAUAACAAAGAGCCAAUUGUAGUCCAGAUCUAUGAAGCACAGACACUUACACAUCAAAACCAGUAAUAGUAAUUUGAUACACUAACACAUGUUAGACACCGGACACGUCUUCAAUUUCAAGUGUUGGUGCUUCAUAGGUCCAUAUUAUAGCACUGUAAGUUAGUAUACCACUUCUCCACCUUCCCUCGCUUUUUUUUUUCUAUCUAAAUAGAGGGAUUGGAAGAAAAAAGUACAUUGGAAGUGUUGAUGUAAAUUAGUUCCCUUUGUUGGAUAACUUUUGGUUAUUUGGAAUUACGAUGUUGGAUAAUGAAAGAGUGGAUUCCCAGUUUCUAAUUUCCAAUAUUCUUUCAAGUGAAAUGAAAUUAUUAACUUUUAGCAUGUGCAUUUGAAUACCCUUGUAUUGUAACAGUAGAUAUCAAAAUAAGUUUAUGUUUGA
Messenger RNA from Medicago truncatula (barrel medic), 3110 nucleotides. RefSeq names its product G-type lectin S-receptor-like serine/threonine-protein kinase SD2-2. Gene Ontology annotation, molecular function: protein serine/threonine kinase activity; ATP binding. The transcript has a single exon. Bases 172 to 2679 code for a protein of 835 amino acids. Gene Ontology annotation, biological process: protein phosphorylation; recognition of pollen. The record is from RefSeq and is a predicted model, not a curated record. Lineage: Eukaryota; Viridiplantae; Streptophyta; Magnoliopsida; Fabales; Fabaceae.